AAGAACAAAACCUUCAUGACAAAUUGACAUUAUAAAAAAUAAUUAUAUCAAAUUUCGUAAUUAUAACAAUUUUAUAAAAUGUUUAAAAAGAAAACAUAAUACAUGCGCUAUGAAAAACCGGUUCUUGCAAGCGCGUUAGCAUUGAAAUGGAGUAGUGUAACGGGAAUAGUUACAACGGUACAUUUGAUCAACAACACGAAUACACCUGUUAUUUUACACAUAUAAAUCAUACUAAAAUCAUAUAUCAAUUAUGAAUAAACAAGAAAAAGAAGAUGAAAAACAGGACCCUACCUGUAAUGUUUAUGAUCAGAUAAUGAGCUUAAAGAUGAAGACGCUUCUAAAAGUUUUUCUAUACUCUGUAGUAGGUCCAGUACUCAUAUACUGCCUAUUUUUUUCUUUUUUAUACUACCAAGAACAGUUAAUAAAAGUACACGGAACAGUAUCUAAAAUAAAAGAAGGGAAUCCACUGUAUUUCGUAUAUGCGAAAAGUAACGAUACCGGAUACUUGAAACAUGUAUUUAUCGUAUUAGAAAGUUUAGGUUUUAAACGGACCUAUAAUAAUUCAAACUGGGACUUGUUGUGGGCACACGAUUAUCCGUUCAGAGUUUUAAGUUCUAACUUAAAUAAGUUACAAAUUCAUCAACGCGUUAAUCAUUUUCCUGGUUGUGGAUACAUUACUAAUAAGGUAGAUUUAUCCACAACAGAAGGACGUUACAUCUUACCAGCAUUUAAGAUACCAGAGCAAAACAAUGAAUUCUUACAAUAUGUUAAACAACAUCCUGAGAAGAUGUUUGUAGAGAAAUCAAACGAUCAUCGAGGUAUCAGCGUUAAAAAUAUUAGCAGUAUUAAUAUCACAGCAACAGGAUCUUUUGUACAAGAGUUUAUACAACGACCAUUCCUCGUAGAUGGUUAUAAAUUUGAUAUAGGAGUAUAUACUGUAAUUACGUCGGUUGAUCCUCUUAGAAUAUACGUGUACAAAGGUGAUGCCUUAUUCAGAUUUUGUCCUGUAAAAUAUUAUCCAUUUGAUACAGAUGUUUUAGAUAAAUAUGUAGUUGGCGAUGACUAUUUACCAAUUUGGAAUGUUCCAUCCUUGAAACACUAUUACAGUAAAUUGAAAUUUUCAAUGAAAGACUCGUUCGAUGCGUACGUAAGAUUGCAAGGAAAGAAUCCUGAAAAGGUCUGGGAUUCUAUGUAUGAAGCGAUUAAGGAAAUUACAUUAUCGAAAGAGGGGUACAUUAAAGAAGCUGUGAAACGUUUUGGAAAUGGAAGAAACUUUUUCGAAUUAGUUAGAAUUGAUUUUGCCCUCGACGAAGAUUUAAAUGUUUAUAUGAUGGAAGCAAAUAUGUCUCCAAAUUUGUCUUCAGCGCAUUAUCCACCGAACCAGUUACUUUAUGAACAAGUUAUAUAUAACUUAUUUGCAUUAGUUGGAGUAGGGCAACGAAUCAGAAAAGAUUCCCUAAAAAUAAGGAAUAAGAUGGAAGAAGAAAUGGAAGUCGCUGAUAAGAAUUUAAUGGUUCUACCAGAACUGUGUAUAGAAUGCAAUGACUGUUUUCGUGUUGAAUGUCAGCUUUGUAGCCCUUGUUUCACAACUGAAACUAAAUCAAUUUUAUCUCAAAGUUAUCUGGAACAUCAAAAUAAAAUGAAUUUCCAAAGAAUCUUUCCACCACCUAUAACAAAAGAUAUGGUACUGAAGGAUUAUACGCUAAGAAAUCAAUUACUAGUAAGAUGGUAUCAAGGCAAAUGUGAAUUAGAUCACUCAUGGUGCUCCUAAGUAAAACAUUUUUUAU
Molecule: messenger RNA, 1787 nt
Organism: Osmia bicornis bicornis
Lineage: Eukaryota; Metazoa; Arthropoda; Insecta; Hymenoptera; Megachilidae
Gene: TTLL15
Product: probable tubulin polyglutamylase ttll-15
Exons: 5
Coding region: 251-1771 (506 amino acids)
Biological process (GO): protein modification process
Source: RefSeq, a predicted model, not a curated record